CCAGGUCGCCUGCGCUUGCACCUCUCCUAUGCUAUCCUGAUCAUCGCAGCCAGCUCAAACGGAUACGAUGGUGCGCUCAUCUCCUCGCUCCAAGCCCUACCAGCAUUCAAUGACAACUUGGGCCAGGGCAUCUCCUCUGCCUACAAGGGACUCAUCAUAGCGGGCAUAGCGCUCGGAGGGGUAGCCUUCUUCUUCCCCGCCGCCUAUCUAGCCGAUAGGGCGGGUCGACGAUUCACCACCGUACUGGGAGGAACGGUAAUGCUGGUAGCAAGUGUAGUCCAAGCCUUUACGCACGGCGCUGCCGCCUUCCUCAUCACACGCAUCUUCCUAGGCGCUGGUCUGGCAUUCACACAAACGAGCGCCGCCCCCCUGUUAAAUGAGAUUGCCAGCCCACAACAUCGCGCCGUGGUUGGGGCGUUCUACAAUGCGCUCUACUUCAUCGGAUCGAUCACAGCCGCUUGGGUUACAUUUGGGACUCUGGCGAGCUUGAGAUUCAACAAUUGGGCCUGGAGAGCGCCAUGUCUUGUGCAGGCAAUUUUUCCCCUGUUGCUGGUAGCAGGUGUGCUGGCGGUCGUGCCUGAGUCGCCGCGCUUCUUGGUCAGCAAGGGAAGGAUCGAAGAGGCGAGAAGGGUGCUCGUGCAUUUACACGCAGAGCGACACGACGGCUCAGGGAUAGGCACUAGUGCAGCGUACGCCGAGGAGGAGCUAGAGGCAAUCACCGCCUCCCUGGCUCGGGAUCGCUCCAACUUCUCCUACUUCGACUUUCUACGCUCACCGGCCGACCGUUGGAGACUGUGGAUCAUCGUCUUCGUUGCCCUCAUCGUGCAAUGGGCUGGCCAAGCUCCAGCCUCGUACUACCUGUCCCCUAUCCUAGGCUCGCUCGGCAUCACAGACCCUCUCCAGCAGGCGGGACUCAACGGGGGUCUACAGGUGUGGAGCAUGAUCACCGCCAUCACGGGCGCGGCGGUCACAGAGCGUAUCGGUCGACGUUCCCUCUGGCUCACGAGCCUAGGGGGCAUGCUUGCCUCCGAGGUGGCGUAUACGGUCAGCUCCGCCGAAUUCCAGCAGGACGGCAGUCAUUCCGCUGGGUUGAGCGGGGUGGUGUUUCUCUUCCUCAUCUCGGGAUUCUACUCCCUCGCCAUUACGCCUCUCGCCUUCCUCUACCCAGUGGAAGUGACAACCUAUCGUAAUCGGGCACAGGGUCUGGCGCUGAACCAGUUCCUCGUCUUUUUGCUCGGAGCCUUCAAUCAGUUUGUCAACCCCAUUGCCCUGGACGCUAUCGGAUACAAGUACUACGCCGUCUUCAUUGCGCUGCUCGUCGUCUUCAUUGGGGUGGUGGUGUUCAGCUUUCCGGAGACGAGGGGGAUGGGUGAGUUGGAGGAGAUUGAGAGGGUGUUU
Jaminaea rosea is the source of this 1398-nucleotide messenger RNA. RefSeq names its product MFS general substrate transporter. Lineage: Eukaryota; Fungi; Basidiomycota; Exobasidiomycetes; Microstromatales. The transcript has a single exon. The annotation marks the transcript as partial. Gene Ontology annotation, biological process: carbohydrate transport; transmembrane transport. Gene Ontology annotation, molecular function: carbohydrate:proton symporter activity. The record is from RefSeq and is a predicted model, not a curated record. Gene Ontology annotation, cellular component: membrane.